Molecule: messenger RNA, 1791 nt
Organism: Sinocyclocheilus rhinocerous
Lineage: Eukaryota; Metazoa; Chordata; Actinopteri; Cypriniformes; Cyprinidae
Product: islet cell autoantigen 1-like
Exons: 13
Coding region: 123-1493 (456 amino acids)
Biological process (GO): regulation of transport
Cellular component (GO): Golgi apparatus
Molecular function (GO): protein domain specific binding
Source: RefSeq, a predicted model, not a curated record
UCCUCCUGCAAGGACACGCGCCCGAAACGCGCAGUGAUACACAUAUAGCGUUUCAUUUUCCUAUUACAGCAUGUCUUAGACAUCGACAGCCGGGGUCCAAGCUCAUAAGAUAACUGAUAAUCAUGGAGAAAGGGAACCAAGGUAUUUCUCACUUUGAUCACUUUCUCCAAAAUCAAGAAUCAUCAGUGGUCAACAAGUUCCAGCAGAAAUACUGGAAAACCAAGCAAACACUGAUUAAAGUCACAGGAAAGAAGGAAGAUGAACAUGUGGUUGCUUCCGAUGCGGAUCUGGACGCUAAACUGGAGGUGUUUCAUUCAGUACAGAGAACGUGCAUGGAGCUCCUUAAGGUGAUUGAACAGUAUCAAAUGAGAAUCAGACGUAAGUACACUGAAAAUUCACAGUAUGCUAAAGUCUGCUACUUUUUUCACAAGGCAAGGGAUAACUUUUUGCUGCACGCUACUGGGAAAGCUCUCUGCUUCUCUUCACAGCAGAGAUUGGCGCUGCGAGGUCCGCUGGGCCGUCUGUACCAGGAGGUGGAGACGUUCCGUUACCGAGCUAUUUCGGACACAUGGCUGACAGUGAACAGGAUGGAACAGUCACGGACCGAGUACAGAGGAGCUCUGCUCUGGAUGAAGGACGUUUCUCAGGAGCUCGACCCGGACACACACAAGCAGAUGGAGAAGUUCCGUAAGGUUCAAACCCAGGUGCGUCAUACCAAGACAGGUUUUGACAAACUGAAGAAUGAUGUGUGUCAGAAGGUUGAUCUGCUCGGAGCCAGUCGCUGUAAUCUGCUCUCACACGUCCUGACAGCCUAUCAGACCACAUUGCUACAUUUCUGGGAGAAAACCUCUCACACUAUGGCUGCUAUUCAUGAGAGCUUCAAAGGCUGCCAGACUCAUGAGGCUUCAGCGCUGGGGGGUUCAGAUCAAGCUGCAAAGAAAAAGGUAAAGAAGAAAACGAAGGCAAAAGCAGACGAUGACGAGACGAGUCAGAAUACAGAUGAAACGCUUAUUUCAAUUGAAGAAGAAACUCUGAGCAGUAGCCUCAUGCAAACAGGAAAUGAUGACACUUUCUCUGGCGGUCAGGAGCAGGAUGGCUUGAGUUUGUUGAAUGAGAUCCUGGGCAGCAGUUCUCUGGAGGACGGGGGUUUCUCACAGGAAUGGCGUGAGGUGUUUGGAGAAGAUGAUCCGACCGGCAGUAGCAGAGCAGAGACGCAGCCGCCCGAGGACGAGCCCGCUUUCUUUCUGCCUUCUACUCUACUCGACCAGAACAUGAACGACCUACAGUCCACAGUCUCAGGUUGGACAACAGCCAUUCCACAGAAUAGUCCUGAAAACUCAUCUGUAGCAAGUCAAAUCUCUUCCAAAUCUGCAGUGAAAGAUACUUCAAAAGAUCUCUCUGCUUGGUUCAAUCUGUUUGCCGAUCUGGAUCCGCUGUCAAACCCGGAUGCGAUCGGCCGAACCGAUGAGGAACACGAGCUACUGAACGCGUAAUCUGUCCUGUUACAGCUGCACUUUAUCGCUCUUGUGGCACAAGAGGCCUACAGACGCCUGCACUGGACAGAUAGCAACACUGGUUUCUCUAUGCCAUAGCAGUUAACCUUCAUUAUUUCAUGAAUAAACACUUGCUGCCAAAGGAAACUAAUAAUCAUCACUCUGGCCUUGAUUCUUUUCCAUUUGCUAGUAUUGUCAAGGCAGUUUGAAUUGCCAUAACAAUGCGGAUUUUCUUGUAUUACAUAAAUGUAUAUACUACUGACACAUUAUCAUUAUCAGCAACAGUAAGUAGUUUGGG